Molecule: messenger RNA, 1404 nt
Organism: Cynara cardunculus var. scolymus (artichoke)
Lineage: Eukaryota; Viridiplantae; Streptophyta; Magnoliopsida; Asterales; Asteraceae
Product: KH domain-containing protein At5g56140
Exons: 7
Coding region: 244-1116 (290 amino acids)
Biological process (GO): regulation of mRNA splicing, via spliceosome
Cellular component (GO): nucleus
Molecular function (GO): mRNA binding
Source: RefSeq, a predicted model, not a curated record
GAUUUUAUCACUGUAGGGGUGUGUGUGUGUGUUGGUGUACGAUUGGACCUUCUCAUCUCAAUCUCAAUCUCAAUCUCAAUUUCAAAUCUUUUCAUCAAUAAAUGCCGAGCUCACAUCUGUCUUCCCUUCCACCGACGCUAAUCUCUCUUGGUUCUUCUUUCUGAAAGAGAAAGAGAAAGAGAGUCGUCGUCGUCGUCGUUGGCCGGUGACGUGAUCUAAAGCUCCGAUCGCCGGAUACCCACCAUGUCUUCCGGCAGAUAUAUGGCUUACUCACCUUCCCCAUCAGCCCCUCACUCUCCUCAUAUCGCCGGUCUUCGUUCCGCUGCCACCGCCAUCGUUGAGCAAGAAAAGUAUCUGUCUGAAUUACUAGCGGAACGGAAUAAAUUGAGUCCAUUUGUGCCUGUUCUUCCACACUGUUAUCGGUUGCUGAAUCAGGAAAUACUGCGUGUAACCACACUGUUGGGGAAUGCAUCAGUUUUAGAUCAAAGUGGGCUUGAACACGCUAGCCCCCUGGCUUCAGGCGGGAUGUUUUCAAACGGAGGAGCUAACAUGAACAGAUGGACAACUUCACCAAUUCAAUCAGAAAUGUCAGCUUUAUUGCAGCCUUCAUCUGCACAGAGCUGGCUUGGUUCUCAGGGGAGUUCAUCUGGUCUUGUAGUGAAGAGAACGAUUAGGGUCGAUAUCCCUGUGGCUAGUUAUCCCAAUUUUAAUUUUGUUGGGCGGCUUCUUGGACCGAGAGGGAAUUCUCUUAAGCGAGUGGAAGCAAGUACCGACUGUCGUGUUCUGAUUAGAGGACGUGGAAGCAUCAAGGAUCCGGCAAAGGAAGAGAAGAUGCGAGGAAAACCGGGGUUUGAACACCUGAAUGAACCUCUACACAUACUCGUCGAAGCAGAAUUACCUGUUGAUAUAAUAGACGCCCGUUUGAUGCAAGCUCGCGAAAUUCUUGAAGAUUUGCUUAGACCCGUGGACGAGACUCAUGAUUUCUAUAAGAAGCAACAACUACGAGAGCUUGCAAUGCUGAACGGCACCCUUCGUGAAGAAGGCUCUCAGAUGUCGGGUUCGGUGUCGCCCUUCGACAAUAGCCUCGGAAUGAAGAGAGCAAAGACCAGAGGAUGAUGGAAAUGAAGCCCAUUUUUCGUUACUAGUGGGCUUUUCGAGCUUGCAUGUUUGGUAUAUGCGUUGUUGCCACACAAACGCUGCCUCCAACCGCCGUCGGGGCACCGGAUUGCAUCCCGUUCUAACGUGUUACUAUAUGAUAUGAGGUGUGUGUUUUGGGGGAAAAACAGUUGGUUAUUGGGAGUAAUAUUGUAAUAAAGAAGACCUUAUAGAUUGUGUGUUUUGAGAGCUUGUUAUGGGAGUUUUGGUACAAUUGAGUGAGAAUUCUAUAUAUAAAUUGGUUUGUAG